UUUGGAUCAAGGACUUAUGUUGGUUCUAGGAUAUGUUUAGGCAUCAAAUGGAAACCAUUUUGAUGAUAAAAAGUUUCCUUCAUUAAAUUUGUACAGAAGAUAUUGUAUAUAAUGAUUAGAAAUGAGGCAACAAAAGAGUUGAUGAUCAGUUAAUAAUAAUGAGUGAAAGAUCUCAUAGUCUUGACAGUAAACUGAUGAACUAAGUGCUUAUUGUCAUGGCGGCCUGUGAUCACGAAUAUAUGUAAAAUUAAGAGGAUAGUAUCGUAUUUCCUUUUAUGAAGUUUUAUAGCUUUUUUUACUGCAAUUUGUCUAUUGGUAACAGCGAGUGGAGACAUUGUUCAAUUAGAAAGACCUAAAAUGACAAGAAGAAGGCCAGAAAGAACCUGAGUCUGCCUAGUACACAACAGAAGAUAUAGUCCUGGAUAGAAAUGAGCGGCAAAAACGCUCUUGAAUUGUUGACCUUAAGUUGAUGAGAAAUGAGGAGCUGUUGUCAUUAUCUUUCUAUUUUAUUUAAUUAUUCUUGUCAUUUGUUGCCAAUUCGUUAUAAAGCAGGUGCUUUUGACCCUAGAUCAAAAUUUGUUACAGAUGCCAAAACAACCAUUCUGCAACUUCAAAGGACUAAAGAAAGAAUUAAGAAGAUGUUUGAUAAGAUUGAUCUCUCUCUUUCUUCAUAUGACACUGCUUGGGUUGCUAUGGUCCCAUCUCCGGAUUCCCCUCAGGCCCCUUGUUUUCCACAAUGCAUAAAUUGGUUAUUGGAUAAUCAACUCCAUGAUGGUUCUUGGGGUCUUCCUCAAUGUCCUUCCUGGUUGGUUAAAGACGCUCUCUCCUGUAACUUAGCGUGUGUCCUUGCACUGAAGCGGUGGGGUAUUGGUGAAGAACAGAUGAACAAAGGCAUCCAAUUUAUUGUGUCAAAUUUUGCUUCAAUUAAUGAUGAGAAGCAACAUACUCCUAUUGGCUUUGAUAUAAUAUUUCCUGGAAUGAUUGAAUAUGCCAAAGAUUUGAAUUUGUACCUUCCUCUGAGAACAACAGAGAUUGAUGCCAUGCUUCAUACGAGACAUUCAGAGUUUAGAAGGUAAAUAAAAAGCUACUUGGAGGGAAGGAAAGAGUACUUGGCAUAUGUUUCAGAAGGAAUGGGGAAGUUGCAGGACUGGGAAAUGGUCAUGAAGUAUCAAAGAAAGAAUGGUUCAUUGUUUAGUUCACCAUCCACAACAGCUGCUGCUCUUUCUCACCUUCAGGAUGCCGGUUGCCUUCAUUAUCUCUGUUCAGUCUUAGAGAAGUUUGGAGAUGCAGUCCCCACAGUUUAUCCUUUUGACUUGUAUGCUCGUCUUUUUAUGGUUGAGAGUCUUGAAAGUUUGGGAAUUGGUCAACAUUUCAAGAAGGAAAUUAGAAGCGUGUUGGAUGAAACAUAUCAAUGCUGGGUGCAAGGGGAGGAAGAUAUACUUUUACAUCCUGUCACUUGUCCAUUGGCAUUCCAGCUGCUACGUGUUAAUGGUUAUGAUGUCUCUUCAGAUCCAUUAACAAAAUUCUCUGAAGAAGACCAGUUCUUCAAUUCACUGGGAGGAUAUUUGAAGGACACUAGUGCUGUCCUGGAAUUAUAUAAAGCUUCACAGAUAACCAUAGAUCCUGAUGAACUACUUCUGGAGAAACAAAAUUUAUGGACUCGUCAUUUUCUAGUGCAGGAAUUAUCAAGUGUAUCAAUUCAUUCAGAAGGAUUUGGUAAAAAUGUUAGCAAACAGGUAGAAUAUGCACUUAAGUUUACCUACCAUUCACAAUUGGAACGUUUAACACACAGGACAAAUAUAGAGCACUAUUCUGUUGAUGAUACAAGGAUAUUAAAAACUUCAUAUCGCCCUUUGAAUAUUGGCAACCAAUACUUCCAACAACUAGCAGUUAAUGAUUUCAAUAUCUGCCAAUCAAUCUACCGUGAAGAACUCAAACAGCUUGAGAGGUGGGUUGUGGAGAACAAAUUGGACCGGCUAAAAUUUGUGAGGCAGAAGAUGGCUUAUUGUUACUUCUCUGGGGUAGCUACCCUCUUCUCUCCUGAGUUAUCCGAAACCCGCUUAUAUUGGGCCAAAAGUAUUGUGCUUACAACUGUUGUUGAUGAUUUCUUUGAUGUUGGAAGUUCUAUUGAGGAGCUGGUAAACCUUGUACAAUUGGUUGAGAGGUGGAAUGUAGGAGAAGGAAUCAAUUGUUGUUCUGAAGAGGUGGAGAUUAUUUAUUCAGCAGUUUACAACACUAUUGGUGAGAUUGCAGAAAAAGCAUUUUCGCGGCAAGGGCAUGAUGUGACAAUUCACCUCACUGAAAUUGUGAGAUGA
Molecule: messenger RNA, 2315 nt
Organism: Pistacia vera
Lineage: Eukaryota; Viridiplantae; Streptophyta; Magnoliopsida; Sapindales; Anacardiaceae
Product: ent-kaur-16-ene synthase, chloroplastic-like
Biological process (GO): gibberellin biosynthetic process
Cellular component (GO): chloroplast
Molecular function (GO): terpene synthase activity; magnesium ion binding
Source: RefSeq, a predicted model, not a curated record